GGUGACGUAUAACCCCUGCGACGACUACUCGUAACUUUUGCUGAAUAAUCUGAGCAAGCGAAGCUAGAGCGCGUCUUUUAUAUACAUUAAUAUCUAUUACGUUACCCCCCGUAAUACAAAAUGGAAUAUUUAAUCGGUAUACAGGGACCAGAUUAUGUCCUCGUCGCUGCCGAUAAUGCCGCGCUCAGCAGUGUAAUUAAGUUGAAAGAAGACGAUGACAAGAUGUUCAAACUUAGCGAAAAGAUCUUGCUGCUGUGCGUGGGGGAGGCAGGAGACACGGUGCAGUUUGCAGAGUAUAUCCAAAAGAAUGUGCAGCUCUACAAAAUGAGAAACGGCUAUGAGCUCAGCCCAGCAGCCGCAGCAAAUUUCACAAGGAAGAACCUUGCGGAGUACCUUAGAAGCAGGACGCCAUAUCACGUCAACUUGUUGCUGGCGGGCUACGACGACGCAGACGGGCCGGGUCUCUACUACAUGGACUACCUGUCCUCGCUGGCCAAGGCCCCCUUCGCCGCUCACGGCUACGGCGCCUUUUUUACGCUCUCCAUCCUCGACCGCUACUACAGACCAGAUCUGACCAGAGAUGAAGCAAUAGACGUGUUGAAGAAGUGCAUUGACGAACUGAACAGACGCUUCAUCCUGAACCUUCCCUCCUUCACCGUCCGUUUGAUUGACAAGGAGGGCAUCCAUGACCUGGAGAAGCUCUCUCCCACCAAGUGACCGUUCCCUGCUUAGCUACCAGCAAAUCACAACCUUUUUUUUUCUUUUUUCUAUUCUACCAAUGACCUCCUUGUUCUUUCUGUUCCAAUAAAAAGUGACACGCAGUUGAGAUAUACA
Molecule: messenger RNA, 834 nt
Organism: Syngnathus acus (greater pipefish)
Lineage: Eukaryota; Metazoa; Chordata; Actinopteri; Syngnathiformes; Syngnathidae
Gene: psmb2
Product: proteasome 20S subunit beta 2
Exons: 6
Coding region: 121-717 (198 amino acids)
Biological process (GO): proteasomal protein catabolic process
Cellular component (GO): cytosol; proteasome core complex, beta-subunit complex; proteasome core complex
Molecular function (GO): peptidase activity
Source: RefSeq, a predicted model, not a curated record